Messenger RNA from Camelus dromedarius (Arabian camel), 967 nucleotides. Its product is annotated as large ribosomal subunit protein eL32-like. Gene Ontology annotation, cellular component: cytosolic large ribosomal subunit; ribosome. The transcript has a single exon. Gene Ontology annotation, molecular function: structural constituent of ribosome. The record is from RefSeq and is a predicted model, not a curated record. The coding region runs from base 433 to 840 and encodes 135 amino acids. Lineage: Eukaryota; Metazoa; Chordata; Mammalia; Artiodactyla; Camelidae. Gene Ontology annotation, biological process: translation.
UCCUAGAGCAGUGACAGUUAACCUUCUUUGUUUCUACAGUGUGAUAGUUGAGAAUGCAGGAUUUAAAUAUCCCCUGAUUCUUUGAUUUCACAGUACUAUAAAUUCACGGUUUUCAGCUUUGGGUAGGACCUCAGCAUCCACUGCACACUUACUUGUCCUUGAUCAGUUCCUUCUACCCUUCCCCUCAAUACCCACUCAGAACUUGCACCUCAUCUUCACUCAGACGCUUCUUUUAUUCUCAGAUAUCAAAAUCUCCUACUUUAUACUUCAUCAGGAAAAAAAAAGGUUUUCUCUUUAACUCUCUACAUCUUUACCCACACAAUCUAUUAUGUGUAUGGAAAAGUAGCUAAAAAAUUAUUUUUAUUCAAGGGAAAAGAACAAGCUCUUCCUCGGCGCUGCCAUGGAGGUGGCAGCCAUCUCCUAGUCGGCAUUAUGGCCGCCCUCAGACCCCUCGUGAAGCCCGAGAUCAUCAAAAAGAGGACCAAGGAGUUCAUCCGGCACCAGUCAGACCGAUAUGUCAAAAUUAAGUGGAACUGGCGGAAACCCAGGCGCACUGACCACAGGGUGCGCAGGAGUUUCAAGGGCCAGAUCCUGAUGCCCAGCAUCAGCUAUGGGAGCAACAAGAAAACAAAGCACAUGCUGCCCAGUGGCUUGCACAAGUUCCUGGUCCACAACGUCAAGGAGCUUGAAGUACUGCUGACGUGCAACAAAUCCUACUGUGCUGAGAUUGCUCACAACGUCUCCUCCAAGAACCGCAAAGCCAUUGUGGAAAGAGCAGCCCAGCUGGCCAUCAGAGUCACCAAUCCCAACGCCCAGCUGCGCAGCGAAGAAAACGAAUAGACAGCUCGUGCACAUUGUGUUUGUGUUAAUAAAACCACGAAACUCAAAAAACAAAACAAAACAAAACAAACAAACAAAAAACAAAGGAAAAGAGCAAAUGUGCCAAUAUUUAAAUUAUUUCCCAUCA